Cataglyphis hispanica is the source of this 1363-nucleotide messenger RNA. It is a transcript of the gene Hs3st-B, whose product is annotated as heparan sulfate glucosamine 3-O-sulfotransferase 6. Gene Ontology annotation, molecular function: [heparan sulfate]-glucosamine 3-sulfotransferase activity. Bases 248 to 1342 code for a protein of 364 amino acids. The transcript is spliced from 4 exons. NCBI's taxonomy places the organism in Eukaryota, Metazoa, Arthropoda, Insecta, Hymenoptera, Formicidae. The record is from RefSeq and is a predicted model, not a curated record.
AUCCGCAGCCUUCCUCCACCGGCUGCACCAGUCGCAUGUUGCCCGAUGACGGACGCGCACGGGAUAAAAAUUGUGUCUCCGACAGCGAUACGCUAUUCCGGGAGCAUAAUGUAUGCAUAGGAUAUCGCGAUAUCGCGAAGGGUAUCGAUGCAGACGAAUCAGUGUCGAUGAACGAGACGACGGAUGCUGCGACGAUAUAAUGGCAUCCAGAAAGCCGACAAAAUACGACGACUCGUAAAAUCACGAAAUGGAACUGCGUAAAAGCACUUGGAAGAUCUUAAUCCUCGUGUGCGCGUUGGCCAUCUACCUGUGGAUGCUCCUCGUCGAUCAUUCGCACAUGUUAGUUGACAUAUCGCAGAAGAUCACUCUGCAGAAAACACGGAUCUCCGUAUCAAUGAAAAAUGUUCUGUACCAAAGUCUCGAUCAAUCGAAGACCGAAGAUGUAUCUCUGGAUGAUGGAACAGAUUCGAAUUUGAAGAAACUGCAAUCGGCGUCACUCCAAAAUUCGAGUGACUCACUCAAAGGAAAGGUAUUGAAAUAUCAGACAUUCAAGCAACAAAAUCUGAUGCCAAGCCGACAAUUGCCGACCGCAUUGAUAAUUGGAGUGAAGAAAGGCGGAACGAGAGCCCUUUUGGAAUUCCUAAGAUUGCAUCCAGCAAUUCGUGCUGCCGGCUCAGAGGUCCAUUUCUUUGAUCACCAUUAUGUUAAAGGAUUCCGUUGGUACAGACGCAGAAUGCCCCCGACUCUAAUCGGUCAAAUCACCAUGGAAAAGACGCCGUCGUAUUUCGUGACGAGCGAGGUGCCGAAGAGGGUGAAGUACAUGAAUCCGGGGAUGAAACUAAUCGUCGUGGUGAGAGACCCCGUAACUCGAGCGAUCUCCGAUUACACGCAAGUAAAGAGCAAGCGUCGAAAAAUGCCGCGUUUCGAGGAUAUGGCUUUUUUGAAUGGAUCGAGUAUCGUGGACACUUCCUGGGUACCACUGAAAAUCGGAGUUUACGUACGGCAUCUGGAAAGAUGGUUGCAAUACUUCCCGCUGUCGCAAUUCUUGUUCGUAUCGGGCGAACGCCUGAUCGCCGAUCCGGUGAUGGAGAUCACCCGGGUGCAGGACUUCCUCGGUCUGAAGCGAGUGAUAUGCGAAAAACACUUCUACUUCAACGCUACCAAAGGCUUCCCUUGCUUGCUCAAGUCGGAGGAUCGUGCGACGCCGCACUGUCUUGGAAAGAACAAGGGACGUAGUCAUCCUUAUAUCGAUCCCAUGGCAAUUCAACGUUUACGAGAUUUUUAUCGGCCAUUCAAUCAGCGCUUCUAUCAACUGGCGGGUAUGGAUUUUGGUUGGUAUUAAAAAUUCACACGUAUAAUAUAU